AUAUAUAUACCCAUACAUACAUAAAUAUAUAUACCCAUAUAUAUACACAAAUACAAAUACAUCCACCAUGACCACCAGCAGCAACAAACACACCCCCCUCCACCUCACCCUCCGUCAAACCCUCCAACAGCGCGCGCGCAACCAAACCCUACGCACACUCACCCUCCCGACCCCCAACAGCAUCGACUUCUCCUCCAACGAUUUUCUAUCCCUAUCUACCAACCCGCUCUACCGCGCCCGCUACCUCCGCCAUCUCCAAGCCCUCCCCGCCACCCACCCACUCGCCAGCGGGGGCUCGCGCCUCCUGGACGGCAACUCGCAGUACACGGAGCAACUCGAGCACUUCCUGGCCGCCUUCCACCACAGCCCGGCCGCGCUGCUCUUCAACAGCGGCUUCGACGCCAACUGGGGCGUCCUCUCCACCCUCCCGCAACCCGACGACCUGGUCCUCUACGAUGAAGCCAUCCACGCCAGCGCCCACGAGGGCAUGCGCCGGUCCCGCACGAGCCGACUCCUCGCCUUCCGCCACAGUUGUCCCGCGGCGCUGGAGGCGGUGCUGCGGCGCCAGGUCGAGCUGGACCCCCGGGUGAGGAAUGGGGAGCGGAAUGUGUUUGUGGUGGUCGAGUCGGUGUAUAGUAUGGACGGGGAUGUCGCCCCCCUCCAGGCGUUUGUGGAGGUCGUGGAGCGGUGGUUGCCGGCGGGGAAUGGGUAUUGGAUCGUGGAUGAGGCGCAUGCCACGGGGGUGGUGGGACCCCGGGGGGUGGGGGUGGUGCAGGAGUUGGGACUAGAGGGGAGGAUGUUUGUUCGGGUGCAUACUUUUGGGAAGGCUUUGGGGGGACAUGGAGCGGUCGUCCUCUGCGACCCCGAUACGAGGGAGUAUCUCAUCAACUACGCCCGGAGUCUCAUCUACACCACCGCCCUAGGAUUCCCCUUCCUCGCGGCCAUCCGCACCGUGUAUGAGAUGUUGGAGGGCGGGGAGACGGUCGAGUUGCAAGACACCCUCCACCACAGAAUCCGCUAUCUACGCGAGCGAUUGACUGCAAUCCAGCCGGCAGAUCCCACCCUGUUCGCCUUGCAUCACCAUCCCGGCUCCCCCAUCUUCUCGCUGCGCUGCCCCCUGCCCCGCCGGCUGGCCGCCGCCUGUCAGGCUAAAGGGUACGUCGUGCGUCCCAUCCUUCCGCCCACCGUACCCGCCGGCCAGGAGCGCGUGCGGGUGUGUCUUCAUGCCGGGAAUACCGAGGAGGAGAUCGAUGGGCUGGUGGAGGUGAUUUCGGAGUGGUUGGCCGAGAUGCAGGAGGUGCAGCCGGUUGCCAAGGUGGCGCGGUUGUGAUGAGGGGUGCUAGCAGAUACUGCGUAUCAUGCAGGCAUGCUAUAGAGAGGUUGAUGGAGCUUGCUUUCGAGGAAGCAUGUUGGACGCCAAUUGCGGGUACUGUGGUUGUGGGUUGUGAUAUAGGGGUUACAUGGGGAUUCGAUAGAUACGGCAUAUAUAGUACUGCAG
This is a messenger RNA of Aspergillus saccharolyticus JOP 1030-1, 1498 nucleotides long. RefSeq names its product aminotransferase class I/II-fold pyridoxal phosphate-dependent enzyme. The record is from RefSeq and is a predicted model, not a curated record. Gene Ontology annotation, biological process: biosynthetic process. The transcript is spliced from 3 exons. Bases 68 to 1330 code for a protein of 420 amino acids. Gene Ontology annotation, molecular function: pyridoxal phosphate binding. NCBI's taxonomy places the organism in Eukaryota, Fungi, Ascomycota, Eurotiomycetes, Eurotiales, Aspergillaceae.